CAGAGAAGAAGUGCGGAACCACGCGGUGCGGUGGAACGCGCAGUUCUCAUUCGUGUGCAAGAUGUGCGCUAACGCCAGCACCGGCGUGCUGGAGCCCGCGCUCAUGAGGGUCUCCGUACGCAAGGAGUGCAAAGGCGGUAGGUCAUACCAGAAGCUGGGCUUCUGCGACGUGAACCUGGCCGAGCUGGCGGGCGCGGGCGAGACGACGCGCCGCUGUCUGCUGGAGGGGUACGACCCGCGCCGGCGGCAGGACAAUUCGGUGCUGCGCGUGCGCAUCAAGAUGAACAUGAUCUCCGGCGACCCUCUCUUCAAAGUUCCAGAGCGCAAGCAGGAGGCCACGGACGGCAUGGCGGGCGGCGACAGUGGCUCGGAGAGUGUCCCGGGCGGCACGCAACCUGACGACGACUGCGCCUCGUCCACCGCCUCCUCGGGCUUCGGCUCACUCACCAAAAAGAAGAAUUACGAGGGUAGCAUACCCCAACCUCUGUCCUUGUUGCCUUCCUGCGAGCUGCCCACCCCCGACGGGGAAGACUCGCCACUGGCCACCUCCGCGCCCGACCACCCCGGACUGACGAUGGUGGCGGCGGUGAGCGGCGCCAGCGGCCCGGCGGCGGGCGGCCCGGCGACGGGCGGCCCGGUGGCAGGCGGCCCGGUGGCGGGCGGCCCGGCGGCGGCCGCGCCCUGCGCCGCCUGCAUGCAGCAGCAGCAACACACGCACUCGCGGAACUCUUCCAACACCUCCGGGGACAUGAGCAGCAAGGCGUCCGGUUACGGCAGCUCGUCAGCUGCGUCGGCGCACUCGCGGCAGAGCUCUGAGGGCGACUCGGCCGGCGACUCGGGCCGGCCGCAUCACAACAGCGUCCCCCCCCCGAGCAAGCAGGGCCGCGCGCUCGUCCGCCUGGUCGUGCAGGCCAGCGACAGCUCGGAGCUGUACCUCACGCCCAACUGCACGCUGACCGGCCCGCCCGACGUCAUCCCGCGCCACGCGCUCGCCUCGCCCGCCUCGCCCGCCUCCGACCAGUAUUGCACGCCCGAUGCCACGCUCGUCAAUGGACAUGAGAACUCGUUCGCGAUGCCCACGUACUUCGACAAGAAGAAAAAAGUAGCCGCCACUAUCAUCAGCGCCGCCGUCGAGCCGCUCACCAAUUUCCAGAUCUUCAAGCAGAAGUCGCUCAACACGAUCCCUGCGUUGCUGGAGAAGAACAAGAAGAACGAGGAGUUGUUCAACAAUUUCCCUUUCCUGACGCCUCUAGCGCACAGAAAGAAUUCUCUCGUAUGCAACGCGAGCCGACUCUCCGGCUGCAUAGAGGACGAGUUCUAUUGCAUUCCUUCCGACCCUGAGGUGGACGUAGGCUCCUCGGAGUGCAUCGACAUCCGGUACCGGUUCAAGAGCCUGUCGAACCAGGCUCUGAACGAGGGCAAGGUACUGACGUCGACGCCCAAGAGCGAGGCGGAGCAGCCCCGCAAGAAGGCGGCGCGGUGGCCCGAGGCGGGGCUCCGCCACAGCUACUCGGAGCACGUGAGGAACCCGUCGUCGGGGUCGCUGACGGCGUCCGCGUCCGAGGGCGGCUCGCUGGAGCGCGCGCGCGCCGCGCUCGAGCGCCGCAAGCGCAUGGCGCAGCCGCAGGACGACGACGCGCAGCACGUGGCAUCAGGGCGCGUGGAGAACACCCGAGUGAACCCCGACUCCCUCAUCGACGAGCUCCUCGCGAACACCAACCUCAAGCAGGCCGUGGAGGACUCCGCCGAGACGUCGGGGCUGCAGCUGUUCAUCUCCCGCGACGGCACGGCCGAGCUGGGCAGCCGCCAGCGCCAGCAGCUCGCGCGCCGCGACUACCAGCGGGUCGUCCUGCAUCCGCACGACAACAGGUGCGUCCGGCCACGGGUUGCACUCUACCUUCUAUUCAUUACUGUUAUGUUGAUCAUUAUUACUUUAAUUAAUUUACUUGGAUUUAUUAUAACAAUGUACAGAGCCCACGACGUUAACACAUACCACAGUAUGACAGAUAGACAACAGUAUUAUUGA
This is a messenger RNA of Spodoptera littoralis (African cotton leafworm), 2026 nucleotides long. The record is from the annotation of a GenBank genome assembly. NCBI's taxonomy places the organism in Eukaryota, Metazoa, Arthropoda, Insecta, Lepidoptera, Noctuidae.